GAUCGCUUUGCGUUGCUGCGUCCGCCGCCGCCAUCAGAUGAUGAGCAGCUGGAAGGUGCAGAGAGUGCCGACGAUGAGCAGGUGCCAGAGCUAGUGCCAUGUGAGUCACAGCCAAGCAAUUUGGAUAUGACGAAAUGGCAUGGCAUGGGCGUGCCAGAGCCAAUUAUGCGAGCUUUGGCGGAGCUGGGCUACGAGGCGCCCACCCAGAUACAGGCUAUGACUCUGCCGGCAGCUAUACACGGCAAGAAGGAUAUACUGGGUGCAGCGGAAACCGGAAGUGGCAAAACUCUCGCCUUUGGUAUACCCAUACUCUCAGGCAUAAUGGAACUGAAGCAGCGCAACGAUGACUCUGGCAUACGCAAGGCGCCAAAGGUGAAAGGCGCUCAAGGACCAGUAGAAGAGGCGCCGCCAACAAAAGAUAACCAUGAGCUGACACCGCCACCGGAGGAGCUGGACUAUGUGUCCGGCGCCAGUGAUGAGGAGAGCGACAACGAGCACGACCCAGAGGCAAAGCAACGGCCACUCUACGCCGUGGUGCUAACGCCCACCCGUGAAUUGGCUGUGCAGGUGAAAAAUCAUCUGGUCAGCGCCGCCAAAUAUACGGGCAUCAAUGUCGCCGCCAUCUUUGGCGGCUUGUCCGUGGCCAAGCAGGAGCGUGUGCUGCGUCAAUGCCCGGAAAUUGUGGUGGCCACACCGGGACGACUCUGGGAAUUAUAUGCGCAGGGCAAUAGUCAUCUGAGCAAGAUUGAAAAUGUGAGUUUUCUGUGCAUUGAUGAAACCGAUCGCAUGGUGGAGAAGGGACACUUCGAGGAGCUCCGCAGCCUGCUCAAGGUGCUCAAUGCGGAUGAGGAACGCAAGAAGCUGCGACAAAACUUUGUCUUCUCGGCCACCUUGACGCUGGUCCAUGAUCUGCCCGAGCAUAUGCAAAAACGUAAUCUGGCCAAGCGACCCAAGUUCGUCAAGCAAACGGUGGAUCAAAAGAUCGAGAGCCUCAUAGAAGAGCUGGGCAUAUCGCAGCCCAAGAUUGUGGACAUUACCAGCAGCCAGCAAACUGCUCAGACGCUCACCGAGAGUCGUCUGCUGUGCGCCAUCGAUGAGAAGGAUUACUAUUUGUACUACUUUGUUCAACGUCAUCCAGGUCGCACGAUUGUCUUCUGCAACUCCAUCGAUUGUGUCAAGCGGCUGGCCACGUUGUUCGGCCUGCUGGACUGCAAUCCUUUGCCACUGCACGCGAAUAUGAUUCAGAAGCAACGUCUGAAGAAUUUGGAACGCUUUCGGGACAACCCGAUUGGCUUGCUGAUAGCCACCGAUGUGGCCGCCCGUGGCUUAGAUAUACCCAAUGUUGAGCAUGUGAUACACUACCAAGUGCCGCGCACCAGCGAGAACUAUGUACAUCGCUCGGGUCGCACAGCGCGCGCCAACAAACAUGGCAUAACAGUAAUGUUCAUGGAACCGGGCGAGGUGAAGGCCUAUGUGAGGCUACACAAGACGCUGGAGAGGACUGAGGAUUUACCACUAUUUCCCAUCUCUGAACGUUUCCUGGGUGCGGUCAAGGAGCGAGUUAAUCUAGCCCGUGAACUGGACAAGGAGGAACUGAAGUUGCGUCGCACCCAAAGCGAGGAGGGUUGGAUGAAGAAGCAUGCCGAGGAAAUGGAUAUGAUUAUCGAUGGCUACAACGAUGAGUCUGGUAGCGACCAGGACGAGGAUGCAUUCAUCAUUGAAAGGAGACGCAAUCGCUUGCAUGUCGAUACGGUGCGCGCACAGCUAAGCGCCCUACUCUCACGCCCCAUUUUCCCCAAGGGAUUCAGCUUUAAGUAUCCCACCAGCACGGGCCAGCUGGUCGAGGGCACGGACAUUGCCAGCAGCGAUUCCCGCAGCGCUGUGGAAACCAUGAAGGCAGCCAUCGAGGACAUGAAACUGGCCAAGCAGCAGCGCAACAAACGCAAACGCAAAGUGUAAAUAAUUAUAUGCUAGUUUACUGUACAA
This is a messenger RNA of Drosophila navojoa, 1986 nucleotides long. Its product is annotated as ATP-dependent RNA helicase DDX24. The record is from RefSeq and is a predicted model, not a curated record. Gene Ontology annotation, molecular function: RNA helicase activity; ATP binding; nucleic acid binding. Lineage: Eukaryota; Metazoa; Arthropoda; Insecta; Diptera; Drosophilidae.